CCAGGUAAGCGACGAGCGAACACUAGUGGGGCUGACUUGCGCGCCUCCGAGCCGUCGGAAUACACGGCAGCAGCGGCACCGUUGUUGUAUUAUACUGUCGCGCUACGCGUGCUACGGUCGUGUCGUCGCACCGUCGUCGUCGUCGUCGUCGUCGUCGUUGCGGUCGUCGUUGCCGCCGUCAUCGCCGUUGCCGUUGACGUUGUCGACGUACCGCUGCCGCCGCCGUGGAGCGCCCUGGCUGCACCUUCGUCGUUGGCUACGCGGCCAGCCGUGCUUUGUGUUCGCGGUCUCGCCGGCUUCCCUCUUGCUCCCUCGUGCGGAGGAGGGUGCGAUCGCCUAGGAGGGUUGAUCGCUCGCCGCCGCGCUAACAGGGGUGCGUUCUCGCGCGCGUUUGCCGGAGCAUCGUGGAGCGGCGGUGUUCACCACGUUUCACCGCUACCCCCGCCAAGUGCUGUUUGCAGUGCCGCCGACUCCUCGUGACGAUAGAACGUUGGCACGCUUCCAAGCUGACGAAGCAGAGAUGUACUAGCCGCCACGGUGCUACCACGUUGCUACCACUGUCGUCGCCUGCUGUUGCAAUCUUGAGGAUUGCACGUCGCUGUUGUUCAUUCGGGGUGGGUGGUGGAAUCACGUCGGCGCGUGGAUGAGAGAUUUCGCGCGAACUCAGUGAGCCAUGUGUAGUCAGUCGAUAGAAAAUCACUUUGGAAUAUAGAAGUCGUGUUUCGUGAAACGUGUCGCAUGUACGAUCACGUGUAGCUGUUACGAUCACGCUACUCGAGUGGUAUCUAUGCAACACGGGGAACAGUGUCACGUAUGCAAAAGUGCAAAGUGGCGAUAACCGCCUGACUUCGGAGCAAAUUGUUUUGGAGUUUUCUCGUUACCUCCUAUCUUUAAUAAUAAUAUCCUGUCUCUCACGCAUCUCGAACGAAGUGGACGUAGUGUGAACGACAUUGUGUGAACGAUCAGGUGCUGUCGAAGGGAUAGCAGUGUGUUUCGCGCCACGGGAAGGGUGGCAAAGUAAUAAAGGAACAGCGGCGUCGUUAGAUGAGAAGAUUUUAAAAGCAGCUUCCGGAGGCCAGCCCGACGCAAUGCGUCGACGCUGCUGACGCAAACGCGCCUGGAUGCGUCUCACUUUUAGCACGUGAGUGUCUUUUUAAUAAAAGAAACGCGAAAGGAAGAAGCGCGUAAGCGCGAUCGUUCGUUUAUCAUCUCGCACCGUCCCGCCGGAUUACCGCGGGGAGGCUUCUGCCUCGCGUAUCUCGAUCGAGUCGUGCGCGAAUCGAUCGAGUUAAGAUGAUUCCGAGGGGAUUGGGUGGAAGGACGAUCUCAGCAUCCCCGCCACGUUAUACUGACACUUGAGCGUUCUCCUUCUACCCGCACCUCGCGAUUCGCGCGAAUCGUGUGCCGCCCGCUUGCGACAGAUAUAUUCGUAAAAGCGGAGAAAGAAAAGAAAAAUUUCUUUUCCUUGUGGUGGCCUGCGUGUUGGUGCUGCGUGCGGUGGCGGUGUUAUUAUUGUUAUUGUUGUUGGUGGUAAGUGGUCGCGAGUGCGCACGCGACGACGACGGUGGUGAAUGAUCCUGGCUCCGAGCUGACAAAGGUACUCGUACACGAAUACUGGGAUGACGUCCGCUUUGGAUCACGCGGUUCCUUCACGAUCUCGUCAAUUCACGUCGUCUAACGCGGAAACAAAUGUUACCACAGCUUGCCGUUUUAGCGAAGAUUUUGUGCCUCCUGAUGGUGGUGAUGUGCGGGGCGGUGCCGGCGAUGGUGCGCUCCGUGAGUCUCUACUCGACUUGCAGCAGCGGCAAUGUUACCGUAAUAGGCCGCAACGUCAAAGCCGUGGGACGCGACGAUCACAAUGCACCCUACCAGAAGCUCACCACACAAUCGGAAGAUUUCAGUAGGAGGCUGUACAUCUUUGCGGAGAAGAGUCAACGGUAUAUUUGCUUCAAUAAGCGGUGGAAACUCGUCGCCCUGCCGAAAAAACAAAAGGGACCGAUGUGCCAGUUUUACGAGGUAUACAACGGCUCCUAUCUGAGGUACAGGAGCGCCGUCGACGGGACGCGGUAUAUCGGCUUCAACAAGAUCGGCAAUCCGAUGAAGAACCCCAACGGCAGGCAGGAGUGCUUCAACUUCAUCAAGUACAACCCCCACGCCGACAUAAACCACCACAACAGCCUGAUGAACGCGGAGAUGGGCGGGAUGCAGCCGCGGGAGCCGUAUGUCGUCUCGAGGAAACCGUCGCCGGUGAUGAGGGCCACGAAGAACUCCCUGUUGCAGGCCGACAGUGCGAGGGAGCACGUCCACACGUCCAUGCACCGCCAUCGGCACUCGAAUCGCUGGAAGAUGCGGCAGGACGGGGCGGACUCGAGACCCCGGAGACGGCACGAGAGCCGCCUUCUCGUCGAGGCCAGCAAGUAUUGAGCCGCGUGCGAGCUCGCCGAUCAAGACUGCCUCCUCCGUACCCCGUGAGAACCUGAGAUCAGAACUGCCAAAUACGCUGGUGGAUCGCACGGUCGGGAUGUCAGGAGCCCACUUAACGGCGCCUCGUGUGUCGCGACUCGAAGCACCACGUAUUCGUUCGAUCGGUCGGCGAAUCAAGAGCGCGGGCGCGGCUCGCUCCGAGCACAACACACUCAGACACGUACACACAUACACACAUACACAACCACACUCACAAACACACACAUACACACGCCUUAAGCUGCGCCCGUUUAGUUUCCGUUUCCGCUCGCCGGAGCGAAGCAACGUUCCCAACGGCGGAGACGGGUGUUGUCGUCGUCGAGAUUAGCGUCCAAGAUCGGUGGAUGACUCCCGCCGACGAAGCUAUCUCAAUUUCACGCGGUUAAGUUCGAUUUACACUUGCCCCGACUGACCCCUUCAGGCAAGUAUGUACCUCGUAACGUAUAAGAAGAGCGCUUUCUUUCUAAUCGUUGAUUCCUUAAAUCGUGGAUUUAAUUCGCGCGCGCGCGCGCGACGAAUCGCUCGUUAUCUCUCUGUCUCUUUUUUACUCACUCUCUUUCUUUCUUUUCGUACAAGUCUCGUGACGAAGCCAAUUAGUAGAAAAUACCUUUCUUUCUUCAUUUAAGCCGUUAUCGCCCGGUCGAUCGUUUGGCGACGCGUACGAAAGGAAUUCACAUAGCGCGUAGAACCGUAGCGCAACCGAACGGCUGCUGUGCUUCGAGCGCGGUCACCGGCCCGCGAUGGUAGCGCAAGGAGACGCGCGGACGGCGCACGCUGAUGGACAUGUGUUUCCCAAUUUGCCCCGACAGAAAUAAUUCGUCUUUUGGAUUUAUCGCGAAAUACAAAAUUACUAUUAUAAAAAACAUAUAUAUAUUACAAGAGUAUAGCAUAAUUCAUUUAAAUAAUAUUUAUAUAAAAAGUUUAACCAACACACAAUUAGACAUUCGAGAUAAAAUGUCUCAUUUGUUCCUAUGAUGAAAUUUCAAUACGUUAUCAUACAAAUUUGCUCGCGUUCGAACCAGCUUAUGUAAUCGAUUCGAGUCAUUCGAUUCUAUCAAGCUCUUUUCGGGCAACGAGUUACGUACUAUCGUAAUUCCGUCUUGGUGACGUGCAGAAAAUUCACGAUCGUCAAUGUAUACGGAAUUUUCGUUCCUCAGUAAAUCAAAGUGGGAACACUGUCGGCGCUGGUCCAGCGUGGAAAUAUUUGUCACGUCGCGGACGCUCGUACGUCGCCACUCUUACGCUCGCCUGCGCAGUUAGAGCUCACGCCGCGCAAGACUCUCUCGCUCGCUGUGCUAAUUACGCCGCCUAACGUAGCGUGCGUGCGUGCGUGCCUGCCUGCCCGCGUGUAUGAAUAAUGUGUGCGUGCCUCCUGCCUGCGUGCGUACGUGCGUGCUCGCGAUGUACACGCAGGCCUUACCGCCGCCGACGCACAAACUCGCGCGGCGCGAUCGAUUACGAACCGUGCCGAGUCCGACAACCGACCGACAGUUCUUCGGGUCUUUCUUUGAUAAUUCAAGAUAUUCUCGUUUGCGCCGAACGCGACGCUCAAAUAGUAUCGGGAUCGUAUUAUAUUGAAAAUUAAUACGAUGUCGUUGCGUGGCUUUGAAAUAGGAGGAACAAAAUGUUUCAGAUGCGGGACAUUUGAAGGCUUGACAUAAGCAAGGCUGGGAGUGCCAUGUAUUUAAAAAAAAAAAAUUACUUUUGUAUUUAUAGAAGAGAGCUCUCUACGCUAAACGAUGCGGCGGAAGGCUGCACACGUAAUUUUUGAGAGGAUCCUUACGAGACGCCAGACGGAGAUAAAGAGUAUUUUUCCUAUACUUUUUCAAAUGAAUAAAAUGUAGUUUUUCAUUUUUGUACUCUUUCCAAGUGUUCGUCUGUGUUCCUCUAUCUUUCAAAUACAAGAUGACAUCGAUCAAUAUACAAAUUGACGGCAAUAUUUUCUAAACGGUUUCGAUGAUGAAAUUUCUCCUGAGACACCUCUUCUUUCAUGCAUUCGAACGACGGCGAUCGGUUAGAACUGCGUGUCUGCGUACGCGAGGGUACAUUGUACUUGUGUGCGUUCUGCGUGCAUACGUAUUUCGCCUCCGGUAACGCGUGUGACUGCGUGUAAUAUAAUGCAUUAUUGUUAAUGAACUUAAUCCUUAGAACGCUAUCGCAGACUGUAUUAUUAGGUUAGGUACAUGAAUAUAUGACGCGGUGGCGACUCGACGAAGGGGACCAGGGGUUGCCGAGUUCCUCGCUACUUCGCAAAGAACGUCUUGUCCAAUCUUAUUUUACGCUUCUAUUUUCCGAGCUUGAGCGCCGAUCUCUCGCGUCAUUUUAACUUUUCACGAGGCACAAGGAAGGCACCCCGGAAAGGUUCGUUUUCGUAGACUCGCCACGUAAGGAGCGCCUGCCCCCCUUCCUCCCUCUCCCCCUUUCCAAAAAAGAAAGAAAGAAAUCGCUCCCUAGGUAGCUUAUUUAUUGAAAUCACGUUUAGGUACUGCGAAAGAGCCGAAAUGCCCAAGAAACCCUUCGCCCCCCCCCCCCUUGUACGUAUAUGUAUAUGAAGAUAUGCGCUGCUCUCUUUUCAUUGUUUUCAUUACUCAUCAUAUCGCACUCUUCCCAUUUCCUUCCCCCUCACUGUCAGUCACAUUUUUUUAAUUAUCAUUUCGCGCAUUGUGUCAUGUCACAAGUGUUCGAUACGGUGUCACUAAUUAUUAAUUUAUCGGCUUUUAGCUUAUUUAUAUCUUCUUCCUGAAAAGACAUUUUCCACGCGUCACAAAUUCUCCAUAAAGAGAUAGUGAUCGAUUGUUACAUUUACAUUUGAUAUUCCAUCACAUCGCUGUAGUAAGAAGUAUAAUUCAAAUCGUGCACAUUUCCAGAAUUCUAAUUAACGUUUUUUCGAACACUUAAAAUUAAUUUUCUUUACUCCGUGUCCCUUCACUUCGUUUAAAUUAUUAAAAUUCACGCUUUUUUAUACACAAAGUCUGAAAAUACUCAAUACCUGAUUAAUUUAAUUUGCAUACGAGUGGCAGUGCAUAAGAAAGCUUAUUCCUACGGAUGAUGUUUGUAUGUGUGUUAAAAAAAAAAUGUAGGGAGCAAUAUGCACGUAGUAACGCCACGUUUCGUGUGACGAAUCAAAAAUUUAGUUUUGCAUCGCGUUUCAUAUGCAAGUUGGAUAUAUUUUUGAAAUUUUUUUAAAUAUAAUCUAAGAGAAAAUCCCUUCUUGCCCAUUUUUUUAUUACAAAUCACUCUUUAAUUAUAUUACAGUUUGACUUCUUUUGGUGAUUCGUUAUCGGCACGUGGCGAGUGCGAGCUAAGCACGAUAAGAUGUCGCCUGUAAACAGAAAUUAAAUGCCAGCAGAUGACCAUGAGAAAGGCAUAAAAUCCGACGCUUAUAAUUUAAUAACAGAUAACUAAUCUAACGUGUAUAUGUAUUGUAUUGUAAUAUGAGUAUUGUAACUCCGCCUCUAAAAAAAUUAACCAACUCGUUUUGUAUGUGUAAGCUUAGCGUCACGUAGCGAGAAUCACCGCGGCGUUCACGGCGAUGCGGAGAAAAAAAUGACAGAAUAAUUUUUAUGGAGUAUGCGAGUCUCCUCGAAAGCGAGAUGUGUCACUGACUCUGUCGUUCUACGUAUAUGUGUAAAAAAAAAGAAGAAAGGCGCAUACGAUUUCUGACCAGCGUCAUUCUCUCGUGACCUCAUCGAGCUACUCGUAAUCGAGCCAUCUCGGAAUUACUUUCAGGAUCGGAGAAAAUUUCGUCGUUUGUUAUCAUCUAGUUUGUAUAUUUUUAUAUUGGCGAAAACAAAAUUUCGUUAUUUAAGCUCUGUUGGCGUCAAAUGACGUCGCGGUCAUCUUAUCGUCGCCGCGUGACUCGAUUGCGAGCAGACCAUCACCGCCCGUCCCAGCCUUACAUCCCUUUCCCCCUCCUUUUUUUACUUUCUCACCAUUGACGAACUAGAAAACGGCAGAUGAAACGAAUAGAGAACACAAGAGAUGAAUCUGACUACCCCUCUCCCUCCUCUCCUAUAGAUAGAUAGUAUACAUACUAAAUAAAAAAAAGAAAGGUAAAGUAUAAAUAUUAUAUAUAUAAAUAAAAAUAUAUGAAAGAUGUGUAUUGUAAAGAUAUUUAAUACCGACUUGUCUUAGGCACACCCGAUGACGAUCGAUAACAAUGAAACGAUGAUAAUAAUUAUUACGAUGAUUGUUGUAUAACGAACGACGACGAUGAUGAUAUUCUACACUGUAAUUCGCGUUGUAAUAUAGAGGCCCACCCGUUACCCACUAAAUCGAUGUGUCGAUGUACCCCCGGCCGUGCUGUGCUCGUGUGCGCAUUCCGAAGGGAGCGGACCGAGAGGGAGAGAUCGGACUUUGCAGGUGCGUCGCGCUUUGGACGAUGGCCAAUCACAUAGCCGAACUGAGAUUUUUCUACGAGAAGGACCGGGAGCCACUUUCGUAACUGGCCGAUGUUCAACGACCGUCGCACCCGGGACGGGAAAUUAGAUCGGUUUCGAUCGCGCCUUCGCGCUGCGCGACGUUAAUCAUCCCGGCUGUAACGCAAAAGUUAUAUACACACAUACACACACAUACAUAUACACAUACGCACGCACACGCUCGCCCUGUUUACGAUGUGCAGCAGCCUAUUACGAACGAGCAUAGCACGUCCGGCAGCAACUAGCAAUAAUAUAACAUUCCAACUUAAAUCGCAUAUGUACUGCGAAUUCUAAUAAUGUGUGCCGCCAUACGAGAAAGAAAAAACACUGUCAAAUACACGCUCAUACACUGCUA
Molecule: messenger RNA, 7236 nt
Organism: Solenopsis invicta (red fire ant)
Lineage: Eukaryota; Metazoa; Arthropoda; Insecta; Hymenoptera; Formicidae
Product: fibroblast growth factor 17
Exons: 5
Coding region: 1690-2424 (244 amino acids)
Molecular function (GO): growth factor activity
Source: RefSeq, a predicted model, not a curated record